Miscanthus lutarioriparius is the source of this 372-nucleotide messenger RNA. Lineage: Eukaryota; Viridiplantae; Streptophyta; Magnoliopsida; Poales; Poaceae. The record is from the annotation of a GenBank genome assembly.
AUGGCGUCGACGGUGGCAAGCCUCUCUAUUCCGGCGACCACCUUCGCGGCCGCCGAUGUGCUCCCAAGGAGGAAGGCCGCCAGCCGCGUCUGGUUCCCCGUGGCGCGCCGCGGCGGGUUCGCCGUGAGGUCGACCGGGCCAGCGACGCCGCCGGACAUCUCUGACAAGCUGUCGGAGAGCAUCAAGGAGGCGGAGGAGACGUGCGCGGACCAGAAGGGCACCGCGGAGUGCGCGGCGGCGUGGGACAAUGUGGAGGAGAUCAGCGCCGCGGCGAGCCACGCCCGCGACAACCUCAAGGAGAACAGCGACCCGCUGGAGAAGUACUGCAAGGACAACCCGGAGACCGACGAGUGCCGCAUCUACGACAACUAA